UGAUUCCCACCCAGCUACGCGAAAAUCAUUAAACCCCCAGACCCUCGCUCUCACCCGCUCGCGCGUGGCUCUCCCGGCUGUUCAAGACUCUUCCUUUUUUUUGUCCCUAUUCUUUUUCCGCCGCCCUCCUCCUUCCAUCCGCAUAGUCGCAAAAAGGAGGCUCUCACCCACUUCUUGUCUGUCUUCGCUGAGCCCUAGACAGCACAAAUUCCCCUCCUUCUUUUCAUUUCCAUUGACUUGUCUGUCUGUGUGUGUGUGCUUGCCUUGUGCACCAGACCUCUUCACUUCUUUGAUUAUUUUAUUAUUUGGGCGGGUUUUCCAGUAGGCGCAUACCCUAGACGAAAAUCCUCGGCUUACGACGCGCAGUGUUGCAAAACUUGACCUGCUCUCUUGUUCAAUUUGAAAAUAAGGUCACUGGCGAUUCCUUGGGAAGAUCUAUAUCUUUUCCAACAACCCGACCUGCACGCCAUUUUCGUUUCGAUAAUUCUCGACUAAUUUCGCUCGACUCCAAUUGUUUACCUGCCGCCACCCCGCUGCCUCCACUGGCACAGGAACAGCACAGGCUUGGAACGGGCAAUUUACCAUUAUAUCGCCGUGUCGAGGGCCCCCCUUCACUACUCCACAGCUUACUGGCAACAUUGAAAAUAUCCACCCCCCUUUUUUUUUAUAUUAGCGGCGCACCUAGACGGUGUACACUAGCGACGCAACCACUCUCGCAUCCAUUCGCUUGAAGCAAUUGGACUACUUCCCCCUCUCCGGGCUGGACUCGACGCCUCUCAUUUCACUCAUCAUCAGAAACAAACAUACUAGAACCAAGGCAGCGCCUCAGCGACAACGGCUUGCAACGCAGGCUGGACCCCAGUAUCCACGAUCACCAACGUCCCGUCAAGUCACGCUUUCAGAAUUCAAUCUAGUCACUGCAUUCGUUCCCUUGGCUUUCCGCACCUCCCAGGUCUCGCUUGAGACUUGACGUCUUCCAUUAGAGUCGUCCCUCAACAUGUAUUCCCAUCCACACAACGCCGGCGUCGCCGCCGCGCCUCAAAAACCCGAAACCUUCAUGCUCAGCACAGAAGCACAACAAGCAUUACCACACGAUGCACAGGUUGCUCUGCAACAGGUUGAUAAUCUGAAAUACUUCCUCAUCUCUGCUCCCGUCGAUUGGCAACCAGACCAGUACAUCCGCAGGUUCCUACUACCAACAGGAGAAUACGUCUCUUGCGUACUAUGGAACAACCUCUUUCACAUUUCUGGCACAGACAUCGUACGAUGCUUAUCGUUCAGGUUCCAAGCCUUUGGCCGACCGGUAAAGAACUCGAAGAAGUUUGAAGAGGGCAUCUUCUCAGAUCUCCGCAACCUCAAGUCUGGCACCGACGCCUCCCUCGAGGAGCCCAAGAGCCCGUUCUUGGACUUCCUGUACAAGAACAACUGCAUCAGGACACAAAAGAAGCAAAAGGUCUUUUACUGGUAUAGCGUACCACACGACCGUCUUUUCCUCGAUGCGCUCGAGAGGGAUCUUAAGAGGGAAAAGAUGGGCCAGGAGGCUACGACUAUGGCUGUCAGCGAGCCGGCUCUGUCCUUCCAGUACGACUCGUCGCAGUCGCUCUACGAGCAAUUGACCAAGGCUCAACAAGCGAACUCGUCUUCCUUCAACGCCCAGCAGGUUUCCUUCCCUCCGUCGCAGUCUACUUCCCCCGUCAUGAGGGCGAUGGACUCGAUGCCCCCACCUCCCCAGAUGAUGACACAGCCAAUGCCCCAAUCGAUGGCCCCUUUAGCGGAUGGCCUGGACGCCAUGGUCCCAUAUGCCGCGAUGGCGAUGGCCCCCGGGAUGCCGCCCCAGCCGGCAGUCAAGAGGGAGCCGGACUUUAACCGCGUCCAGUACAACCAAAACGGAGUCCCAAUCUCACAAAGCCACCAGCGCCACGCCUCGAUGCCCGCAUACGCCCUUGAGUACUCUCCCGCGCCUUCUUUCGUGUCCUCACACUAUGACGACUACGGAAACAGGGGAAUCUCCUUCGAGCCUCUCACUCCUCCCCAACAAGCCAUGGGAAUGGGUGCCGAGCCUGCCUACAUUGCCAACGAGGAAACUGGACUCUACACUGCUAUCCCUGAUCACAUGAACGGUGUGAACGGCUUAAAUGGUAUGGUCCAGUUGCCUCCGUCCAACCUCGCUGGCCCCCAAUUCACAAGGUCCUAUGGGUCAAACAAUGUUUACUCUGUGAUUGAGGGCUCCCCAACCUACAAGCAGAGGAGAAGACGCUCAUCAAUUCCGCCAGGCAUGUCGGCCAUCGCUGCAGCCACGGCUGCCGCCACCGCCGCUCACAGGCCAUCGGACCUUCGUCGAUCUGUGUCGGCAUCCGUCGGUCCCGUUGCCGAGGGCGAUGAGUCGCUCGACAACUCUCCCCCGGGACUCAUCUACAGCAACCCGCCCAUGUCAAUGGCAAACCACCAGAGGGAGGCUAUGGAACAAAUGUCGCGCCAUGGAACCCCUCUCUCCACCGUGGAAGGCAGCCCUGGCAUGCACCACGUCAACCUUGAACAGCAACAGUACCCUAUGCCCUCCGACGAUAUGACCAGCCCUAUGGACGACCGCAGCAGGCCAAUGGCCCAGGGCGGCCCGAAUGUUGUCCGCAGGGCACGCUCGGCAACCGUCAUGGGCAGCGAAGUCGGCCCCUACCCGCAAAAGUCACACUCGUGCCCGAUCCCGACCUGUGGUCGUCUCUUCAAGCGCCUCGAGCACCUGAAGCGGCACAAGCGCACGCAUGAUCGGGCCGACGGCGGCGAGGGACUUAUCCUGUCGGGCGAGGAUGAGGAAGAGUAUUCGGGCGAGGAUCACCUCGGGUCUCUAGAGGAAGCCUCCCCCACCUCCGAGGGUGGAUACGUUACGUCUUCACUGAACUCGGCAAUGGCUCACGGCAACACAACGCAGCACCCGAACUCAAACGCUGUCAGCCCUAACCCUGGGCCAAUGAGCCAUGCGCCACAAUACAACUCGAUGCAGACGCUGAUGCAGCCGAUGCAAAUGAGCCAACCUCAGCCCAUCAAUGCCGGCGGUAUGAUGUGAGGUGGUUAAUUUGACUUGCGGAUCAGUCGGCCUCGGCUGGCUAACACUAAAUUUAUUCUUCUUUUUCUGUUGUACAAUAGGGGAACUUGCUGUCAUACGCAGCUGGCUAUUAUAUGAGCGACGCUUGGGGUGGGAUUUCUUGAUGUUCGGCACUAACUACAUUUGGGGGGCGUUCUUCUCGAUAUGAGAAUGUCAAACGGUGGUUUUCUUUUUUUCUUUCCUUAUUUUUAUUCUUUCUCGUCUCCUGUUUCUCUUCGAGAUUUCUUCACCCAUUUACCGGCGUCUUGACCGUUUUGACACAUUUAUAUCUUUUACAUUUUUUAUGAACUUUUUGUUUCAUUCACUCUUCUUUACAGAGUCUUUCUAUUUCUUCUGUUCAGUGGCAUAAAAUCACAAACUCUUUAGAACGAGCACAGAGAAUCUUUGUCCUCUUGAAUUCUUCCCCUGUUCGAUUUUGCAUUCCACGACCGCACUAUUUAUUAUAAGACCCGCGAAAGCAUAGGGCGGAAACAAAAAAAAACAAGGGAAGCAGCCUGAGGGGCAAGCCGACUCUUUGCGUUGCAUCUCUUUUGUAUAUAUGAGUUGGUCGGAUUGCAAUACUUGUUGUCUUUUAUUCAGUUCAUGUUGUUUUUCUGUGUUGAGAUUAGUGAGUGCUUCGGACGCUUUAUGAUGCAGAGGGGGCUACGUUCAGGUGUUCGUAGUAUCUACCGGUCGUGAGCGUUUGUCUUCGGAGUUGGAUGGGAGAUGAAAGUUCCAACGGGUAUCUUUUCUUCAUUCCUCAACUCACCUAUUUUUGCAGUUUCUCAUACUUACUAUCAUUGCCUGUCGGGAAGCGGAGAUGUUGUGUGAUUAUUUAUCGGGACAUGUUAAUACCUGUACGGGAGCGUCAAUUGUCUUCAAGAAAUCCCAACAGUCUACGUCAAAAAAUACAUCUAAAUUUGG
Messenger RNA from Pyricularia grisea, 4003 nucleotides. RefSeq lists its product as uncharacterized. The record is from RefSeq and is a predicted model, not a curated record. Gene Ontology annotation, molecular function: DNA-binding transcription factor activity. Gene Ontology annotation, cellular component: Ste12p-Dig1p-Dig2p complex; Tec1p-Ste12p-Dig1p complex; nucleus. NCBI's taxonomy places the organism in Eukaryota, Fungi, Ascomycota, Sordariomycetes, Magnaporthales, Pyriculariaceae. The transcript is spliced from 3 exons. Bases 998 to 3061 code for a protein of 687 amino acids. Gene Ontology annotation, biological process: regulation of DNA-templated transcription; sexual reproduction.